AGGGAAACCAUAUAAGCCAGUGAAGAUGAGUAAAGUUCACAGCUGUUGGAGUCAGACAAAGAAGUCACACUCACACUGCAAGGUUCCUCAUUCUCACAUUCCUGCAAACAAGGUCAAAUGGAGGAAUCUACCUAUUUCCUAUCCACUUCUUCUCUUACAACUGACCCUAACUACUCAGAUUAUGAACCACUUGAAGACUCAGGUCUGUGCGACAGAAGCUGGGUCAGGGAGUUUCGUGGCCAGUACGAACCGCCUCUCUAUUGGAUCAUCUUCAUCCUCGGCUCUGUGGGUAACCUGAUGGUGGUUACGAUAUACACCACAGUCCGCAAUCGCCUGAAAACGAUGACCGACGUGUACCUGCUGAACCUGGCUGUGGCUGACCUCCUCUUCCUGUGCAUGCUGCCCUUCUGGGCUGUCGAUGCCACUAAGGGCUGGGACUUUGGGGUCAGUCUUUGCAAAACCGUGUCGGCCAUCUAUAAGAUCAACUUCUUCAGCAGCAUGCUGCUGCUCACUUGCAUCAGUGUGGACCGCUACAUCGCAAUCGUACAAGUGACCAAGGCUCAGAACUUAAAGAAAAAGAGGUUGUUCUACAGCAAACUUGCGUGCCUUGGUGUCUGGUUGGUUUCCACCCUGCUGGCCCUUCCUGAGUUUAUCUUUGCACAGGUGAAAGAGGAGCAGGAACAGCAAUCCUCCUGCACGCUGGUCUACUGGAACAAUGCCUUUAACCAUACAAAGAUCCUGGUCCUGUCCCUGCAGAUUUGCAUGGGCUUCUGCUUUCCUCUGCUAGUCAUGAUCUUCUGUUACUCAGUCAUCAUUCGCACUCUUCUUCAGGCCAAGAACUUUGAAAAGCACAAGGCUUUGCGCGUCAUCUUCGCCGUGGUGUUUGUGUUUGUGCUCUCCCAGCUGCCUCACAAUGCCCUGCUGAUUGUGGAGGCCACACAGGCGGCCAACACCACCAUCACCGAUUGCCCAACUGUGAUUGGUUUUGAUGUAGCCGGACAGGUUGCCAAGAGCUUGGCCUUCACUCACGCCUGCCUAAACCCGUUCUUGUACGUCUUCAUUGGAGUUCGGUUCAGAGAGGACCUCCUGAGGAUAGUGAAGAUGUGCGCUGGUGGUCUGAGCAAAGGAGGGUUCAGUAAAAUACACUCAAUUCCCAAACGUCCCUCUGUCAUGUCAGAUACUGACACUACUCCUGCCCUUUCCAUAUAGCGGCCCAUUUUCUAUAAUACUACACCUGAGACCUGAACCUACUAGUCAUGUUUUAAAUUUCCUUCCUCAUGCAUUAAUUGCUACGGUCAUGUUUACAUCCCUGGAGGCAAAAACUCUCUGAAGACUCUUUUCAUUCACACCCUCACAGUCACAAUAAUCCUCAGGAAUCUCUGUACAAAGUGUAAAAAAUGUAAAUACUGUGCUUUUUUUUUACAUUUGUUUCAUCGUGUGCGACUGUAGAGUGAAUAAAUAAAUAAAAAGAAAAACUUUUGAUGUUCCUGUUUGAAACAACCAAUAAAGAGAGAGAAAAAAACUUGCCGUGGCUUACACCUUUGUCCUGUCCUCAGUAGCAAAACACUGACAGGAAGGAAAAAGGUUGACUCAAACAUGAGAUUUUAAUGAAUGUAGACUGACAGUUUAAUUUAGAGAACGUCUGCUUUCACUGAUGUAACGUACUCCGUGUGGUGGGAAAUACGCUCGACUGUGGCUGCUCCAGUCCACAACGCUUUCAGUCUGACUAGACGUCCUUCCCGCCGUCCGUCUGUGCCAUGCUACCUGCUGACACUCUUACUUGUUGAGUGUUUGUCUGGUUAUGACUUGGCAGUUUCAGAGUAAAGGCUGGCAGCGGUUCAUUUAAACUGACAUGAGAGAGGUUUCACACACG
Molecule: messenger RNA, 1873 nt
Organism: Nothobranchius furzeri (turquoise killifish)
Lineage: Eukaryota; Metazoa; Chordata; Actinopteri; Cyprinodontiformes; Nothobranchiidae
Gene: ccr9b
Product: chemokine (C-C motif) receptor 9b
Biological process (GO): cell chemotaxis; G protein-coupled receptor signaling pathway; calcium-mediated signaling
Cellular component (GO): membrane; external side of plasma membrane
Molecular function (GO): C-C chemokine binding; C-C chemokine receptor activity
Source: RefSeq, a predicted model, not a curated record